This is a messenger RNA of Mustela erminea (ermine), 4441 nucleotides long. It is a transcript of the gene KLF6, whose product is annotated as Kruppel like factor 6. Gene Ontology annotation, biological process: regulation of transcription by RNA polymerase II. NCBI's taxonomy places the organism in Eukaryota, Metazoa, Chordata, Mammalia, Carnivora, Mustelidae. Gene Ontology annotation, molecular function: RNA polymerase II cis-regulatory region sequence-specific DNA binding; DNA-binding transcription factor activity, RNA polymerase II-specific. The record is from RefSeq and is a predicted model, not a curated record. Bases 796 to 1719 code for a protein of 307 amino acids. The transcript is spliced from 3 exons.
UGGGGCUGGGGAGGGGCACUGUCCGUGACACACUGCAUGUAUACUUGAACCGGGUCCUUUUUUGGCCGCUGGUCAGAAUUUCAAAAGGAAGUCUCCUUUGGCAUUGCGUGAAAGAAACAGAGUGAUGACUCAUACAGUUGUACUCUUGGCCAGGAGAUAAAGUUCGGGUCCAUUGUGGGACUCCCAGCAGGGCUGGGGAGGAAUUUCCCUCCUGCAUGGUUUACAAUAGCAGAUGGCCAUUCUGGAAUUACUGUUGCGGCUCCUGUUUUUCUCUGACCACUGUGGAAGUCAUUAAAGUUGGGUGCGAGCUCGGCCCCGCAGCACUCGCGAAUGGCAUUCUUUGAAAGCCUCCUAGGUCGGGGCUGUACAGGAAACGGGGUGGUUUCUCCGCAGCUCCAUUGAUGUCCCUGAAUGCGGACCCUCAGCUAGCUGCGUCCGCUCGCGGAGUGUGGCCCUGUUCUCUCAGCUGUGUCUCUAAAGAAAGACACACGCAAUGUCAGAACACAUUGCCUCGCGUGCAGUGCGGCCUUUCUGUGUUGUGCGUGAGAAAGGAGGGCCGCCCGAGCAUUCCUUAAAGCACAUGGUUCUCGAGACUGUCAGAUGAUCUGGUUAAACCUGUCGGGGGGCAUGUGCCUGAGGCUGGUUUUCUUUGUGUGGUUUACAGAAACUCUGUAGUCACGUCAACACUGGUAACUGUGACAAAGGUGGCCUAGUGACCCUCAGUCCUUGUGGCCGCUGGUCCAGCCUGGAAAGGCCUGGAGAGGUAUCCACGUCUGGUCCUUCUCCUGAUUGCAUAUGUCCUUUCCUAGAAACAGCUUUCCUCUCGCUCUCCUAGAGACGCGAUUCUUACAGCACCACGGCCACGUUCUGUUUGCCCUUGACUCCUGCAUGUUUUUUGGAAACGUGCUUUCAGUUCCACUGUUAGUCGUCAUCACGAUCACGUGUCUUCUUGUGGUUCCUCUCACACAGACCUGCCUGGAGCUCGAACGGUACCUCCAGAGCGAACCCUGCUACGUGUCAGCCUCCGAAAUCAAGUUCGACAGCCAGGAAGAUCUGUGGACCAAAAUCAUCCUGGCUCGGGAGAAAAAGGAGGACCCGGACCUGAAGCUUUCCUCCAGUCCCCCCGAGGAUGCUCUGAACAGCCCCGGCUUUGCUUACAACCUGGAGACCAACAGCCUGAACUCCGACGUGAGCAGCGAGUCCUCGGACAGCUCCGAGGAGCUUUCUCCCACCACUAAGUUUACCUCCGACCCCAUCGGCGACGUCUUAGUCAACUCGGGCACCCUGAGCAACUCUGUCACCUCCACGCCUCCGUCUUCUCCAGAACUGAGCAGGGAGCCUUCUCACCUGUGGGGCUGCGUGCCCGGCGAGCUGCACCCCCCUGGGAAGCUGCGCAGUGGGACUGCGGGAAAGCCGGGUGACAAGGGCAGCGGGGACGCCUCCCCGGAUGGCCGGAGGCGGGUGCACCGCUGCCACUUUAACGGCUGCAGGAAAGUUUACACCAAAAGCUCCCACUUGAAAGCACAUCAGCGCACUCACACAGGAGAGAAGCCUUACAGAUGCUCAUGGGAAGGGUGUGAGUGGCGUUUUGCAAGAAGCGAUGAGUUAACCAGACACUUCAGAAAGCACACUGGUGCCAAGCCUUUUAAAUGUUCUCACUGUGACAGGUGUUUCUCCAGGUCCGACCACCUGGCCCUGCACAUGAAGAGGCACCUGUGAGGGAGCAGAGCGGCGAAUCCUGCGGGCUAAAAGGCUUCCAGGCUGAGAGACAGCCGUGGGAGGAGGGUGCGCGUUCCAGCCAAAGCAUGCCAUUUUGCACCCACCCAGUUGCCUCCAGGACCUCGACUUGGAAGGUCUUUCGAGGGCGAAAACGUCAUGUCAGAAGCGGCGGAGCACCCGCGGUGUGUGGUGUUUGGGUGGCCCUGGACUCGCCAUGGGUACCUGUCUUCCGAGUGGUCCCUAAGCCUUUGCCGUGAGCAUGCGCACUGAGAAUGUUACUGGUUGGGUUGACUGUCUGCGGAGGGUCUGUUCGUUACUGACUGUGUGAUGGGGCAAAAGAGUCUUUUUCCCUUGCGGUGGCGAGACCGCAAGAGGCAGCGAGCGCGGAGUUUGAGUGGAGUGUGUGCGAGGAGCAUCCCACGACAUGAGAUGACCACCGAUCAUUUCCUGGGGGUGGGGGUCUGCGCCUUAGGGGGGUAAAAAGAAAAAGAUGUUAAAAAAAAAAAAAAAGAAGAAGGGAAAACAUGGAGGGCGGGCGUGGGUGGUCAAGACCCCCGGUGUGGCGGAUGGGUGUGGGGAGGGAAGCCCCUUCCCCGUGUGAGAGAACUUUCCGUGUCUGGUGCAGCUACGAAAAAAAAAAAAAAGUGCAAUGUGUCAAGUAGCUUGUUUACUUGCUACAACAGAGCUCAUUUGUUACCCGUCGUAUAAGCUGUGUAUUUACGAAUAUAACACAUUGAUAACUUUUCCUUAUAAGACAAAAAGUAAUGCAUGGUCUGGGGAACUAUCUGCUUUCCAUUCUUAAAUCAGGACUACAAUGUCGGUUCCAGUUACUGAGCAGCUAAGAUAGGAUUGGUCGAAUUCAGUGAUUCCCUAGCCAUCUGGGCCUGGCGAUACACAACUCUUCCCCACCUCCCCUACCCCAGCGAUUUCACAACACUCCCCUUUCAGAAAGGCGUUGUGCAGCGUAGGGUUAUUUUUUAAAUGAUUCUGAAUUUGAAGUCCCUUUUUGGAGAAUUUCCUGAUGCCCUUUGAAGACAUUGGGCAUAUGUUGGGUAUCAAGAAUGCUAGGGCUGGGAAUUGCUAGUCUAAUGUUGCAUUAGACUAAGAACCUAAAAUUUUUCUCCGUUGGGUGGAUAAAACCACUAAAGCUUAGAAACUGUUUUCUCAUGCAGCUAAGUUUCUCUUAUUUAUGCCUUGAGGACUAAUUUCUGGUUUUCUAGCUGUUAAUGCACUGUAGAUCUUAAUAAUGGUGCCUUAUGCAAGUGGCCCCUUCCGUGGGGGUCUCAUACAGGGGUUUGGGUGAUGCAUGCUUUAUUAAGGCUCUUUUCUCACCUGGCAUUGUACUGUAUCACUAUAUAAUACAGAAACAAAAAUCUCUUUAAAGUCCUCCUUCACAAAGACAAACAGAGAGAUGAAACUCCCCAAACAAGUCAGUAUUUACUCGAUAUUUUAGACAACUUGACUUCAGUGUUAAAGUGGAAAACACAUGAUAAUUGGGAAAUUGGACCAUUUCUGCCACCAUGAGACUUUCAUAUAGACUUUGCACAACAAUUGUAUAGAUCACACACCGGCUGUAUUGAAUAUGUAACAUUUUCACACAUAUUAAAGAUACAGAAGUAUAAAGAAACAAUGUUAACGUAUUUGCUUAAAAGGCACAAGCUCCACAUAUCUAUCUAGCUAUCUGUCGGUAAUACAGAAAGUAUAUUACUUUUUUUAAAAAAGUGGGCGGAAUUCUUGUGUAUGUAUAUGUGUGUGUAUAGUGUGUGUGUGUGUGUGUGUAUGUGUGUGUGUGUGUAUAUAUAUACAUAUAUAUAGAUAAUAUAUAAAUAUUUUUUUAAGGAGAAAUGAGAAUGUUUAGAUAGAAAAUUCCACAGCCUGUGAAGAAAUAUUUCAGAAUGGCCAUAAAGGAGGUAAAAGUAAAAACCGUAACUUUUAUAAAGGCUUUAUCUGUAAUUUAAUGAUUUGCUACAGAUCCUUGGCAUCCAAUCUAUUUCAGACUGCUGACUUUGCUCAUCGUUAUUGGCAGGUCCAGAAUAAGGGACCUUCGGCCCUUUGAAAGUGGCACGGAGGGAACCCUAGCCCACUAAUUGGUCUCAGACACACUAAGGGUUUGAUUUUGAAUUUCAGCCUUAUUAGAACAUCUACCCUAAGAGGAAGGGAAUCACAGGGAGUCUUUUUUAGAAUACUUUUUAUGCAGAUGAAGCUAUUUUUUCCAGCACAUAGAUUCUUCCAGUUUUUCCAACAAGUAAUUUCCCCGAAUUGGCGUACCACAGCAUGGACAGCUGCUAGGUCAUCCAGCUGCUGGCUUGUGGGUGUGGAUCUUUUCUUUAUAUAUAUGUAUAUAUAUAUAUAUAUAUACACAUAUGAGUCUGGCUGGGCUGGUAUUUUGUUUGAUCUUCCUGGAAAUGAGCAAUGAGGAAAGCUCACAUAACUGGUUUUUUGUUUUUUUUUUUUUUUUUUUUUUUUUUUUUUUAAUCUGGGGUGGUGGAUACACUUACCUGAAGAGCUCAUUUCAUUUUGCUGAGGGGAAAAUGCACUUUUCUUUUGGCAACUCCAAAUCCAGGCACUUGGUUUGCUGGGUUUGGGGAAACUCCUUUUUUGGCCCUGCUGUGUUACUUAGCCAUAACAAUUCCAUUAAGCAUGAAGGUAAACAAAAGACAAAAAAGGAAAAAAAAAAAACAAACCGAAACCCACAACAACUUGCACUGGCUUGUCUCCCUUA